AUGGCGUCGCUUGGCACGCCACUGCCGCAGUUCCACGAGGCCAAGUCAUCGGCGACCACGCUGCUAUGGCAGGUCUACCACUGUCGUCCGCGAACCCAGCGGACCAAGGUGCUGGCUCUGGCCACAAUUUCUUUUCUUCUGUUCUGGUUCUUGCUGAGUCGGUCGUCCAGCGUGAGUGUGGUGAUGAUCAUUGCCCCCCGCGGUCAGUCAAUUAACCAACAAUGUCUCCGAUCUAGACACCGGACCCUGACUACUGGGCGAAAUUCCCCUCGCGCCAUCCCUUUCCCGACCGGCCGGAAGAUGCGCAACUCGUGCAGCCCCGGCUCGAAUAUUCCGUCAACGGUUCCCUGCCUCAUGAUCUGUCCAAGGCCAAUCCCCAGUUCCAUGUCCUGGUGCCGGCCGAGGAUUCUUCCCGCGGCGUCUGCCGGACCAUGA
This is a messenger RNA of Penicillium lagena, 435 nucleotides long. RefSeq lists its product as uncharacterized. The coding region runs from base 1 to 435 and encodes 144 amino acids. The record is from RefSeq and is a predicted model, not a curated record. Lineage: Eukaryota; Fungi; Ascomycota; Eurotiomycetes; Eurotiales; Aspergillaceae. The transcript has a single exon.